Molecule: messenger RNA, 6024 nt
Organism: Naumovozyma castellii
Lineage: Eukaryota; Fungi; Ascomycota; Saccharomycetes; Saccharomycetales; Saccharomycetaceae
Gene: CCH1
Product: calcium channel protein CCH1
Exons: 1
Coding region: 1-6024 (2007 amino acids)
Source: RefSeq, a predicted model, not a curated record
AUGGAUGGUGGCAAGAGGUCUUUGACCAAACCUUACGAACAUACGAAUCCAUUUGAGGAUCCUAAGGAAUCUUCAACCAAGCCACCGACGACUCCAAAGAAACCUUUAAUUCUACCGAAGUUAAACAUCUUUCCUCCAGGAGGGGAUGAAGAUGGUAAUUCACAAGAUGUUGGAUCCUCGGCCCAAUUUGAAUCUCAGACAGAACCUAAGAAAGAAUCAAGAAUAGCUAAGAUAUUCAGAACAAAGGUGACCGAUACCAAAGACAAGACGCGACCUCAGCUAUCAGUACGAACCGCAUCUUUUUCUAAGUCUGACAGGUCAUCAUCGGAUGAUAAUGUGUCACCGUCUGUUAGAUCGAUGAUUACUGAUUUUUCAAACCAAUUAAGUAGUAUCAAACUACGAAACCCAGAAGGUAGCAAGAGCGCCAACCGACGCCUUUCAGAAACUAGCAAUACUACAGAUAUGGCACCAAGGUCCGCAAAAGUCUUAUCUUUUAUUGAUGCUGAGGAUAUGGAUGAAUUUCAAGAUUUACAGAACGAAUUUCGAAGUGCCAUCGACGACAAAGGUCGCACAUGGCUUCCGCAACCGCCAAAUGAUAGAAGCUCAAAACGUUCUGUUGAUGGUCCAGAAGAUAUAUUAGAUGAUGUUCAUAUAUUUGAUGAAAUAUCUACCAAAUAUGAGAAUGAUGAUGCCCAUAUAACGCCAACUAAUGAAGCGAACCAAGUGUCACUGGCUGACACGAACACAAACACUUUCCUUGAACUAGAAUCAAAGGAGUUUGGAAAUAAACAGUCUGAUGUUAAUGUCUCAACAAUACCGGUUACAAUUCCUGAACUAGAACAAAUAGGCAGUAAACCUCAUACUAGGCCCCUAAAUUUAUAUGGGAACUCCCUUGGUAUUAUAGGACCUAACAAUCGAAUACGGAUGAAAUUGGCCCUAAUACAUCAACAUCCAAGAUAUAGGUUCAUUUAUAUGGUUUUACUUUCCUUCUUCACUGGCCUACUUGCAUACAGAACAUACGAUCCACAUGAUAUACAAUUUCUUUAUAGGUUUUCAAACUGGUCGGACUAUGUUACUUUUAUUCUUUUCCUUUUUUUUACUAUAAAUGACUUGACAAAAAUUAUUGCAUUUGGAUUUUGGGAUGAUUCACAAAUGUUCAAAGCCUUUGGGAAGGAUUACCUACCUUUAGUGGAACGAUUUGGGAUUUCUAAGUUAUACAAGCAUUUGAGGGCUAAAUAUGGCUCUGCUAUUAUAGAUUUUUUUAUACCAUUCAAGCUACUGGAUGAUGAGAAUCAGAAGAAAAAUGAUAGACGUGCCCUUAGAAGCUCGGUAUCUACAAAUGAUCUCAGGAAACGUAAAGACGCUUUUGAUUGUCCAAGAGCUUUUGCUCGCUCAUCGUGGAACAGAAUAGAUUUAACAUCUUCAUUUUGUUUUUGGUUAGGAUUAUUUUUUUCCAUUAGAGACUUUGACUCAAGAGUUGGAAUUAGGAUCUUUAAACCUCUGGCUGCUUUUAGAAUCCUUAGAUUAGUUAAUACCGAUACUGGUAUAUCAUCUAUUCUAAGAGGGUUAAAACAAGGUGUACCACAAUUAAUCAAUAUUGGUUCGAUGAUGGUGUAUUUCUGGGUUUUUUUUGGAAUCCUAGGGGUACAAACGUUCCAGGGUUCAUUAAGAAGACAAUGUGUGUGGGUUAACCCUGAUGAUCCUACUGAUACAUAUCAAUAUGAUAUGCAAUUCUGCGGUGGGCAUUUGGAACCUGUCACAAAGGUACGAAUGAAUUAUAUUUUUGAAGAUGGCUCAGAAGGUCCAGUUUCGAAGGGAUUUUUGUGCCCACCAUACUCGAAAUGUAUUUCCAACGCCAAUCCCUAUAAUGGAAGAGUAAGUUUUGAUAAUAUUGUAAAUUCUAUGGAACUGAUUUUCGUUAUCAUGAGUGCAAAUACCUUUACCGAUAUCAUGUACUACACCAUGAAUUCUGAUGAAAUGGCGGCAUGCCUAUUUUUCAUCUUGUCUAUUUUUGUUCUGACUAUUUGGAUGAUGAAUCUGCUAAUUGCUGUUCUAGUUUCUUCGUAUGAAUUGGCUAAUGAAGAAUUUAAGAAGAAAAGAUUGGAGAUACAUUCAAAUGAAAGUUUUCCUAUUAGAUUUGUAAAGGGCUAUUGGAAAUAUUUUCAAGUAAAAGCGGCUCAGACAGAGUUUCCCACAUGGGCGUCUCAAGGUCUAUAUUUUUAUGGAAAGGUUGAGUGGAUUUUUGUGGCUCUGAUUCAAAUUGAUUUAAUAAUGAGAUCUUUAGUAGAUACCAACACAACAGAUUCUUAUAUUCAAACUUUACUAAGGACUGAUAAGGCGGUAUCCAUCAUCCUAUUUCUGGAGUCACUAUUUAGGCUUAUUUUCCAUAUACCAAAUAUGUGGAAGUUUUUGACUCGGAUAGCGUACUUGUACGAUUUUGUUAUUUCAAUAAUCAGCCUGAUUGUUAGCUGUUUAGCGGUUAAUGGCACAUUAGGUCACGCAUAUUACUGGCUCUCUAUCUUUCAGAUAUCGAGAUUUUAUAGAGUGGUUACAUCUAUAAGAUUUAUCCGCAAGUUAUGGAUGCUGGUAUUAAAGAAUGGGGUUAUGAUCUGGAAUCUAGCCUCUUUUUAUUUCUUUUUCACGUUCCUCUCUGCUAUUAUAAUGGCCCUUUAUUUUGAAGGGGUGAUACCUCCUGAUGAAAUGUCGGAUCAAGGCUUAGGUAUGUUUUCUUUGCCAAACUCAUUCCUCUCUUUAUUUGUGAUUGGAUCUACCGAAAAUUGGACUGAUAUAUUAUAUGCCCUACAGCAAUAUUCACCAAACAUAUCGUCAGCUUUUUUUUGUUCUGUUCUACUUAUCAUGUGGUUUGUUCUCUCUAAUUCCGUUAUUUUGAACAUCUUUAUUGCCUUAAUUUCACAGAGUUUGGAAGUAAACGAAGAAGAAAAAAGACCACUACAAAUUAAGCAUUAUUUGAAAUACGUCUAUCCACAAAAAAUUCAAGAAUAUACACAUGCAACUUUAAUAACGAGAAUAAGGAAAGCCCUAUUUAAAAACCGCUCACAGGAAGAUUCUAGGGACUUUAAACAAUUUUUGAUUAGAGGAACUGCCAUUAUGAAUAUUUCUCAGAAUAUGGGUGAUCUUGCAAAGGAAUUUACAGACGACCAAAAGCAAGAGGAACCCUCUAAGCCUUUAGAAUGGUGUCGGAAGAUUCUUGCCCGUAUUCCAUUCAAGAAAAUAACACUGUAUGGUAAUAAUCCAUUUUAUACUAAGCCGGAGGUUAUAUUUACAGAGACGAAUGAUACCAAUGGAAAAACAUAUGUUCUUCAGUUGAACGAACAUGAGGAUGAGAAAUUGGAAUAUUUGCGCAAGCACCCAGCUUUCAAUUAUUCAUAUUUCAUCUUUCCUCCAAAUCAUCGAAUAAGGAAAUUUUGUCAAAGAUUGGUUCCUUCAAGUUCUGGAAAAAGAACUGACGGUUUGAGAUUUUAUGAGGAUGAAACAGAUCUAUAUACUAAAAGAAGGUAUUUUCACCAUGUCGAGAGAGAUAUCUUUGUUUUCAUAUAUGCUAUCAUGACAGCGCUACUAAUUGUUUGUUCAUGCUUAGUUACUCCUCUUUAUCGAAUGAACCAUAAUAUGGAAACAUGGAACUGGAACACUUAUGUUGAUUGUGCUUUUGUUGGGUUAUUUACACUGGAGUUUAUUGUGAAAACUAUAGCCGAUGGAUGGAUAUAUGCACCAAAUGCAUAUACACGAAAUCCCUGGAAUCACAUUGAUUUCAUUGUUCUUAUUUCAUUAUGGAUAAAUUUAAUUGCAUACUUGAGAAACAAUGGGAAUCUAUCUCGUAUAUUCAAGGGAUUAACAGCAUUGAGAGCCCUUAGAUGUUUAACUAUCAGCACAACCGCUAGACAAACAUUCACGUUAAUAAUGUUUGACGGUGUGAAAAAGAUAGGUGAGGCAGGGUUGAUCUCCUUUAGUCUAUUAUUUCCUUUCUGUGUGUGGGGUAUAAACAUAUUUAGGGGAAGACUUGGAGUUUGUAAUGACACGUCCCUGGACCGAGCUUCUUGCUUUAAUGAGUACACAAAUGAAGUUUUUCAGUGGGAUAUAAUGAUGCCUCGUGUCUAUCAAGUCCCCCAUUUACGUUUGGAUUCGUUCCCUAGCGGGUUUAGAUCCCUUUAUGAAAUCAUUUCACUAGAAGGAUGGGUAGAUCUUUUGAUAAAUAUUAUGAAUAGUACCGGCGUGGGAACUGUAACAUCCACUUUCGCUUCCGCUAGCAGUGCUACAUUUUUAGUCCUCUUCAAUUUCCUUAGUAUGGUCUUCAUUCUAAAUUUGUUUGUUUCUUUCAUCAUAAGUAAUCAUGCAAGGACAACAGGACAGGCUUACUUUACGAUUGAGGAAAAAUCUUGGUUGGAGUCUCUGAAAUUGCUUGGACAAACUAAACCAAAGGCAAUCCCUAAUCUGAUUGACUACCCAAAACUUCGAAGAAUUUGCUAUCAGUUUGCUGUAGAAAAGAAGAAUUUUUACUACGCAACUUUCCUCCAAAUUAUCCUUUACGUUCAUAUUAUAAUGUUGCUUACGAGGGCGUACACUAAAACAGAUCAAAGAUAUGAUGAGAUUUACUACAUGAUUUCUACCUCUGUAUUUUUUACCCAGGAACUGCUAUAUCUCUAUGGUGAGGGCAUGUCUCUCUACAUAAAAGAAAAAUGGAAUAUUUUAAGAAUGUUCAUUGUAUGUGUGGCCUUUAUCUUGACGAUAAUUAGCUUCAAGGUUUCAUCUAUAUGGAUUUGGUUUCAUAACAUGAAGGAAUUUUUCCAUUUGGUAUUCUUCCUUUUUAUUAUUCCACAGAAUGAUAUGUUAAGCGAAUUAAUCGAGACUGCAAUGGCUAGUCUGCCACCAAUUGUGUCUUUAACAUACACUUGGGCAAUUCUAUUUCUUGUAUACGCAAUUGCACUUAAUCAAAUCUUUGGUCUAACAAGAUUAGGCCCAAAUACUACGAAUAACUUGAAUUUUCGGACUGUUAUUAAAACAUUGAUCGUUCUUUUCAGAUGUAGUUUUGGUGAAGGAUGGAAUUACAUAAUGGAUGACCUAGAUGUGGAUGCACCAUAUUGUUUUUAUGGUUCAUCGUAUAGCGACUGUGGGUCCAGUUAUUAUGCGUAUGGUUUGUUAAUGUCAUGGAAUGUCUUGUCCAUGUACAUAUUCAUGAAUAUGUUCAUAACGUUGGUCAUUGGUAAUUUCAGUUACGUGUAUAGAAAAGGUGGAUCAAAGUCGGCUAUCAGCAGGCCAGAGAUAAGAAAGUAUACAGAGGCGUGGGCCAAGUAUGAUUCAGAUGGUACUGGUGAGUUGGAGUUCAGCUAUUUACCUAAAUUGAUGCAUUCGUUUGAUGGUCCAUUUUCAUUUAAAAUAUGGGAAGGUAGAUUGACGGUCAAAAAUUUGGUAGCCAAUUACAUGCAAGUCAACCCAGAAGACCCAUAUGAUGUCAAAGUUGAUCUACGAGGUCUUAAUAAAGAAUUAAAUUCCAUUAAUAAAGCUAAGGUUAUUCAAAGAAGAUUGCAAUACAGGAGAUUUGUGCAAGAGGUUUAUUAUACUAAUGCCUAUCGUGGGGCUAUUAAGUUUUCGAAUCUGUUACAGCAAAUUCCCUUAUACACCACUUACAAUCCCAGAGACUGUUUGGGAAUUGACCAAUAUGUGCGCUAUUUAUAUACCAUGGGAAAGGUUGAUAAAUUUUUGGAUAAUCAGAGAAAUGUUGACGUUUUGGAUAUGGUUGUGACGAGAUGGAAAUACUAUUUCAGAAAGAAAACGGGAAACAAGGACAAUAUUGAUGUCCAGAGAAAGACCCCAACUGACCAGAUUUCAGAGAUGGGCUAUAUGAUGCAUUCUAAAGAUGUAACCCCUAGCGCUAGACCUUUAACGACACCCAGAAUGGAUUAUGGGAUUAACAAUUUCCUAUGGUCUCCCAGCCAAGAUCAAGGUAGCGAAAAUGAUAUACCGUUGAAUCCGUUUACUGAUGAUGAUAAACACAGGAACAAUGAAUAA